CAUGCAACAAGUGGCUCCAGAAGUGCAAACUAUUUUUGAAGAAUUACUUAAACCUGUUUUAGAGAGAAUUGAAGUUUUAAAAGAAAAAGAUCAGUCAAAUGAGUUACAAAUCAAAAAUCUAUUUGACCAAAUGAGCGAAUUGAAAACUUUGAUAGGAAACCUAAAACCAAUAAAAGUCGAAGAAGAAAAGAGUAAGAAUAAGUAAUAUUUAAUAGAGAUUGUCAAAUAAGAUCCUAAAAAGGAUAAUCAUUAAAAUAAUGGUAUUUUGAAAUUAGUAUAUUCCCACCUUAGGAUAAGAGGUAAAAAAGAUCGACCGACCAUCUACUGCUGCAGUCACUAAAAACCCUAUUCCUGUAAAAGGAAAGGAUCCUAAACCUACAACAGCUCCAAAACCUUUAAGUCAGAGCACAAUUGUUGAAAAAACAACAGCACCUAUUGACAUUGAAAAAAGUAUUUAAACUUAAAUCAUCUUUUAAUAGAUUAACCAAAAUCUCCUAAAGAGGGAAAUCAAAAUAAAACAAAAUAAUAGUAGCAAUCCUAAUAAUAGCCACCCUAACCAAAACCUAAACCGAUAGUCCAACCAUAAUAAAAAUAAUUAUAACAAAUUAAAGAAACCAAAGAAACUAAAGAACAACCAAUUAAAUAGGCACCCUAAUAAAAAGAUGAAAAAAAGGUUGAAAAAUAACCACCUAAACCUAAAACUGCUUAGCCAACCUCCUAACCAAUAUAGGCAGAAAAAAAGGAGGAUAAAAAAGACACUAAAAAAACAGAUACAAAAAAUACUUCAAAACAUACCACUAAAUAACCUGAGCAGAAAGUAGCAGAAAAGAAAUCUGACGAUAAAAAGAUAGUGAAGAAAGGGAAAUUACCUGAAGAAACUUAAAAUAAAAAUGAACAAUAAACUGAUGAAUAAUUUUAACAAUAAUAACAAAAUGUACCCAAGUCUUAAGAUAAUAGUGAAUAGAAAUAAUAAGACGAGUAACUUUAAUAGUAAACAGUUGAAUAAAAAGAAAUUUAAGAGACUUAAACAGAUGUUCCAGCAAUUGAGAAUUUGGAAGCCUAAGAAUAAGCAGUAAAAUAAUUAUCAGAAAAUUAAGAGUAAUUGACAUAGAACCAACAGGCCUUAGAAGUUAAUGAAAAUUAACCAGAAAAAUUUGAAAAUCAAUAAUAAUAAGAAGUAGUUUGAUGUUAUUUAAAUAUUAGCAUGAAUAUUUU
Molecule: messenger RNA, 1215 nt
Organism: Paramecium octaurelia
Lineage: Eukaryota; Ciliophora; Oligohymenophorea; Peniculida; Parameciidae
Source: the annotation of a GenBank genome assembly